Molecule: messenger RNA, 1181 nt
Organism: Ceraceosorus bombacis
Lineage: Eukaryota; Fungi; Basidiomycota; Exobasidiomycetes; Ceraceosorales; Ceraceosoraceae
Source: the annotation of a GenBank genome assembly
AUGGCAUCGGCAUCACGCACUCUGGCUCGCGCGAGCCUGAGGUCAUCCUCAUCUCAUCUCCAGGCUGCCUCCCGAUCCGCCAGCGCUGCUGCCAGGCCUCGCAUGAUCGCACAGCGGGGCUUUGCCAGCUCUAGCGUGCAAUCAUCAGACAAGCUCAUGGUUCACCGCGAUACAGACUACAAGUGGGUAGCAUCCCCAGUCCCUGGUCCUUGUUCGCUCGCGGCUCCAGCUGACAAGAAGCACUAUGCGUCUGUCAAAAUCGUAGCAACCCUUCUAUUCCCUUCGAAUUUAAUGCAGAGACGCUGAAGCAAGCGGAGGAGAUCAUCUCUCAUUAUCCACCCCAGUACAAGAAAGCAGCGGUCAUCCCUCUGCUCGAUUUGGGCCAAAGGCAGAAUUCGGGCUGGGUAUCCAUCAGCGUGAUGAACUAUGUAGCGAAGUUGCUGGAGAUGCCACCCAUGCGCGUGUACGAGGUUGCUUCCUUCUACACCAUGUUCAAUCGGUAAGCAACCACGAAAGUUCAUUUGCCUUCACACCUCACUCUGACGCAUCAUUCUCAUCUGCGAUCCACGUCCCGCGCUCAGUGAGCCCGUUGGCAAGCACUUUGUUCAGCUUUGCACCACCACACCUUGCAUGCUUGGUGGCUGCGGCAGUACCUCCAUCCUCGAGACCAUCGAGAAGCAUCUCGGCAUCAAGCAGGGCCAGACUACCGACGACAAGCUCUUUACGUUGAUUGAAGUCGAAUGCCUGGGGUGAGCACUGAGCUGGUUGCGUGGGUCAAUUGGCUUGGCGCGCGGCUGACUUUAGCAAAUAUGGCCACACAGCGCUUGUGCAAAUGCACCCAUGAUGCAGGUCAACGACGACUUUUACGUGAGUUGCAGUUUCGUAGCGAACUUGCGGCAGAGGCCAUCCCUAAUCACUAGCCUUGCCUUGCCAUUACGCGUGCGACAGGAGGAUCUGACGCCGGAGACUACAAUCAAAGUGCUGGACGCAUUGAGGAAUGGCCAACCCAUCAAGCCCGGUCCUCAGAGCGCCAGACACUCGAGCGAGCCUGCAAGUGGAAGGACGGCGCUCGUCUCAGAGGUGAGUCAAGACGUGUCGCCUGCACUACAGCGGCGUGCUAAUUACCUCAAUCGUCCUCUCAGCCUUAUGCGACUCAGCACAAUGUCCAAGAAUUCGCGUAG